AUGGAGGACCGCAGACCCGAAGUCCUCGUUGUCUCCAUCGUUUUCUUUAGCCUUGCUACCAUCUUCGUGGCCCUCCGCUUCGUCUCGCGCAUCUGGGUUGUCCGGAGACUCGCCCUGCACGACUAUUUGAUGCUCCUGGCGUGGCUCAUUGACCUGGGGUUUUCCACGGCUCUCUUUUAUGCCACUAAAAAAGGGCUUGGCCUUCAUGAUGUUGACAUCCCUGUCACUGCAAGAUCGGCUCUCAGCAGCGCUAAUUACGCCUUUACCGUUCUAUAUUCCUCCAUCCUCGUCUUCUACCUCACCCUCACUCAAGGCGAGAAGAUCUUCCGCUACGCAAACUAUGCCACUCUGUUUGUCGUUAAUGCCGCCGGCCUGGCUCUCACCUUUGUUAACAUCUUCCAAUGCCGGCCCGUCGAAGACGCUUUCGCUGCGCAGCUCCCUGCUGACGCGCAUUGUACCGAUAUCCUGACCUUAUAUUUAUCCUCGUCGCCGGUCAAUAUUAUCACCGAUCUAGCAAUCUUGGUUCUUCCGAACCCGAUUUUGACGCGCAUGCGGCUGCCGCAGAAACAAAAGAUCAUCCUCGUCGUUACAUUCAGCUUUGGUUUUUUCGUAGCUGUCGUUGAUGUUAUCCGCAUUGCAUAUUUGCAAGAGGCUACAACUGACCGAGAGAUUGCUCUCCGUCAAAUCCACAUGCAGAAUUAUGGAGGGGAGGACUUUGCUUGGUAUGCAUCGCUCUCGUUCAUGUGGUCUGUCGUAGAGGUCAAUGUCUCGGUUAUGUGCGCCUGCGUUCCUAGUCUGAAACCGCUGGUCGCCAGGUUGGUCCCGAAAUUGAUCCGCGACAGCUCUGGAGGCACGCAAACGAAUCCAUCCGACCCCCCGCUCCCGCCGUCAGGGCCACUGCAGAUGCAAGUCGCAGAUGCCAUUUUCAGCGACUCACUGGAUCCGCGGCUUACGGAGAUUGCGACAGGACCUACCAUGGCUACGACAUAUACUGACCCCGAAGCCAACACGACCACACAUACGAGCACCUCAGACCCGCGCAGCAUGACUUUCUUCGAUUUUGUCAACAUGAAGAAGCCGGCUAAUAUGCUAAAAUUGAGUAACAAGGAGUCAAUCGCUCCAAAUGCUAUAACGACUGUCCUGUUCUUCCUCUGGGGCUUCGCGUACGGAUUCCUGGAUAUUCUCAAUGAACAGUUCCAGCAGAUUGUGCGAUUGGACAGCUGGCGGUCUCUUGGUCUCCACUGCGUAUACUUUGGGGGAUAUCUGGUGGCUCCGCCGCUAGUUGGGCGUCCGGUGCUCAAGCACUGGGGCUUCAAGUCGACCUUUAUCACCGGCUUGUGCUUCUACGCCUGCGGUUCGCUGAUUUUCUGGCCUUCUGCCGUGUUGACAUCAUAUUCUGCUUUUCUCGUAUCCAAUUUUAUUACCGGGUGCGGGCUCGCAAUUCUCGAAACUGCAGCGAAUCCGUUUAUCUCGCUUUGCGGACCGCUCGAGAACUCGGAAGUGCGAUUAAAUAUAUCACAAGGUGUUCAAGCUGUCGGGAGCGUCCUCUCGCCUUUGCUCGCCAAAAAGGUCCUGUUUCGCAGCGUGACCGAUGUCUCCUCGCUGGUUGAUGUGCAGUGGACGUAUCUUGCAAUUGCCUUGUUUGACGUGCUCCUCGCACUGGCCUUUUACUACCUACCCAUCCCAGAGGCGUCAGACGAAGAUUUGGAGGAACUUGCUAAUCGCCGACGAGACGAUAACCGCACCGCCCCCUUCGGAAUUCCAGUUGUUUGGAUGACCCUCGCUUUGGGCAUUUGGUCCCAGUUUUUCUACGUAGCUGGGCAGGAAGUCUUCUCUACAGGUUUUGGGGCUCUAAUCGCGACGGCAUAUGCGGAUCCUCCGCUCAGCGAAUUCACCUACCUCACGAUUGGCCGCGCCAUCUUCGCCGUCGGUCGCUUCCUCGCCGCCUUCCUGCAAUGGUUUCUCAAACCACGAUGGAUCCUCCUUCUUUCAUACAUCGGCAUGGUCGUCUUCGCCGCAUUAUGUAUGCAUACCACUGGUGCCGCAGCCAUCGCCAGCGCCAUGAUGGUUUUCCUUUUCGAAAGCGGCACCUUCAGCAUUAUUUUUGCUAUUGCGCUUCGCGGCACCGGCCGACACACAAAGACAGCAGCUUCUUUACUCACCAUCGCUAUCAGCGGCGGCGCAUUCCUACCUUUUGCGCGAUAUGGCGCGCAACUAGCAGCAAAUAGCACACUCGAUUCAUACAGCGUCCUCGUUGCGCUGUUUGCAGCCGGCGCUCUAUUUCCGGUUUACCUUAAUCUUGUCCCAGCGGCUAAAAAGCAGGUGGACCCCGUGCCGAACGAACACCUCCGGCAUACCCGCCGGCGCAGCCGCCGGCAGGGCCGGGCACAGGCUGCUAAUGUCCUUCCUUCCGAGAAAGCUAAUCCCUCUGAAGGUGGUGUUCUUUCGCGCCAGCGCAGCGUCCUCGACGAUGCAGACCCAUUGCCUAGCGUGGACUUCUCUAGUCCGAAUUCUGUGGCAUCAAGAUCAAGGUCGGACUCGGCCGAGAGUGACUCAGGCGCUGAUGCUGACUCUGGCGCUGAUGCUGACGUUGUGGAUUUUCAGUGCACGCGGACAAAGGCCGUUUCUAGUACGAGUGACGAAAUGUCACGUACAUAG
Aspergillus nidulans FGSC A4 is the source of this 2658-nucleotide messenger RNA. RefSeq names its product putative MFS monosaccharide transporter. The coding region runs from base 1 to 2658 and encodes 885 amino acids. Gene Ontology annotation, cellular component: plasma membrane. Gene Ontology annotation, molecular function: transmembrane transporter activity. Gene Ontology annotation, biological process: transmembrane transport. The record is from RefSeq and is a predicted model, not a curated record. The transcript has 4 exons. Lineage: Eukaryota; Fungi; Ascomycota; Eurotiomycetes; Eurotiales; Aspergillaceae.